CCCCCGCCGCGCCCCGCGCCCGCCCUUGUUAGCAGGCGCCUCCCGCCCCCCGCAUUGCUGAUGCUGCUGCUGGCAGACAUGGACGUGGUGAAUCAGCUGGUGGCCGGGGGUCAGUUCCGGGUGGUCAAGGAGCCCCUUGGCUUCGUGAAGGUGCUGCAAUGGGUCUUUGCCAUCUUCGCCUUUGCCACAUGCGGCAGUUACACCGGGGAGCUCCGGCUGAGCGUGGAGUGUGCCAACAAGUCAGAGAGUGACCUCAGCAUCGAGGUUGAAUUCGAGUACCCCUUCAGGCUGCACCAAGUGUACUUUGAUGCACCCACCUGCCGAGGGGACACUGAAAAAAUCUUCCUGGUGGGGGACUACUCCUCAUCGGCCGAAUUUUUUGUCACCGUGGCUGUGUUUGCCUUCCUGUACUCCAUGGGGGCUCUGGCCACUUACAUCUUUCUGCAGAAUAAGUACCGAGAGAACAACAAAGGACCCAUGAUGGACUUUCUGGCCACAGCAGUGUUCGCCUUCAUGUGGCUGGUUAGCUCAUCAGCGUGGGCCAAGGGGCUGUCAGAUGUGAAGAUGGCCACUGACCCAGAGAACAUUAUCAAAGGGAUGUCUGUCUGCCACCAGACAGGGAAUACAUGCAAGGAGCUGAGGGACCCUGUGACCUCUGGCCUCAACACUUCAGUGGUGUUCGGAUUCCUGAACCUGGUGCUCUGGGUCGGCAACCUGUGGUUCGUGUUCAAGGAGACAGGCUGGGCUGCCCCAUUCAUGCGCGGACCUCCUGGCGCUCCCGAGAAACAACCAGCGCCUGGGGACGCCUAUGGCGAGGCGGGCUACGGGCAGGGCCCUGGCGGGUACGGGCCCCAGGACUCCUACGGGCCCCAGGGCGGCUACCAGCCCGACUACGGGCAGCCAGCCGGCGGCGGCGGCGGCGGCGGCUACGGGCCUCAGGGAGACUACGGGCAGCAAGGCUAUGGCCCUCAGGGUGCGCCCACCUCCUUCUCCAAUCAGAUGUAGUCUGGUCAAUGCAGCCCGGGAGGACCCCAUGUGUGGGCAAGAGCUCAGAAGCCCUGCCCCCUUUUCCACCCCUCCACCCCAGGUCUCCGCCCCUCAAGCCAGGAGACUCUUUGCUGUAUGUGUAUGUGUAUAUAUAUAUAUAUAUAUAUAUAUAUAUAUAUAUAUAUAUACACAUAUAUAUAUAAAAUAUAUAAAUAUCUAUUUAUCUGUCUGAGCCCUGCCCCACUCCACACUCCUCAUGCAUGAGGGGCCUGACCUUGAGGGGGCCCCUCUCCUAACCUUACCCCUUCCCUUGCAUACCUUGGCCCCUCUCUGUCCCCUGGCCCUGUGCCCUGAGGUUGGGGGACUCUGAAAGGGGGACAGGGAAAAGACAGAUCUCUGCUAUGUGGGGAGGGUCGGGGUGACUUCAGACUCUCUCCCCUCUCUCCCUUCCCUCCUCCCAACUGGCCUUGAUUCCUCCAGCAAUGCCCAAACGGGGAUGAUUAGGGGAAAUUCAGCCCUGAGAGGGCAGAAAGGCAGACUGGGGGACUUGACCCAUGGUGGACUUGGAGAGGAGCUCUGGGGUGAAGAGGACUAGUAAGCAAGGGGUUUGGGUGCCAGACACACUGGAUCUAGAGUCCAAAGAAGAGGGGUGCCUUAGAGCAUUCUGGAGUGUGGCUUGGGAUGAGGCUGGGGGCAUGGUUCUAGAAUGGGUGGAGCUUUGAGUGAGGCAGGGGUUGGGCCUCCAAAGUGGGCAGGAUUUGGAACAGGACAGGGUCCUAUGGGAGGGGUGUGACUGGGGACCUGGGAACUGGGUUCUAGAGGGGUGGGGCCUGAACCAGACGGUGGGAGAGGUUCUAGAGUGGGCAGGUCUUGGAUUGGGACCAGAGGGUAAGGAAGGGGUGUAGCUAGGAAUAUUCAGGAGACGGAGUUUGAUUCUACAGGGGGCAGAUCUUGUGCAAGGCGAGAAGUGGGAUUCAGGAAUGGGCCAAGCUUGAGGUGAGGUCGUGGUCUGGGUUCUAGACAGGGCGGGGAUUAGAGUGGGUGUUCAUGGUGGCUUCAGAAGGGGCAGCCCUCCCCAAUAGAGCAGUGAAAAAAAAUGUUUUAAAGUGGGCAGGCUUAGCAGCGGGGGGCAGGGGGUGGGGGGGUGGCGGGAAUAUCCCUGACGAGAACUGAGUACUGAGGUGACCUGGGAGGACCUGAAGGCUUGGAGGGUGAGGGGUGGGAUCCAGAGAGAAGCACCCCCCACACCCUUGCCCACCCCGGUAGUCAGAGGACAGAGCCAACGGGUCUGUGGGGCCGGCCCACCCCUCCCCCGCUUCCCUUGCCUCCUCCCUCCCUCCACACCCGCACCGUCCCAGGGUGGUUGGAGGCCCGGUCUGAAGUCCCUAUCCUGCACCCUCUGCUGUGUCUAUGACGUCGGUAGUGCCUGUGAUUGUGUGUUGCCAUUUUGUCUGGCUGUGGUCCCUCCCCCUCUCCUCCAGACGCCCACCCUUUUCCUAGCCCGUCGGUAUUGUUUGAAGACCUCCCCGAGGAAGAACAAAUAGGAUUAAUUCUCCUCCCCUAAAUAAACUCAACCACCGAGUCCACCCGGAUCUGA
Messenger RNA from Canis lupus familiaris (dog), 2584 nucleotides. It is a transcript of the gene SYP, whose product is annotated as synaptophysin. Gene Ontology annotation, cellular component: synaptic vesicle membrane; presynaptic active zone; synaptic vesicle. Lineage: Eukaryota; Metazoa; Chordata; Mammalia; Carnivora; Canidae. The record is from RefSeq and is a predicted model, not a curated record. The coding region runs from base 61 to 1005 and encodes 314 amino acids. The transcript has 7 exons.